AAUUCUUGAAAUCUAAGAAAGGAAUUCUCCCCUCUUCUUGACCAGUUGAACCAGAAAGCGAUUCCCUUGGAUUUCACUUGAUCCUCCUUGAGAAGAAGAUGGUUGCUCGCAGGAUUUCCGUUCGUCAUAACGUCACCGACUAUGAUAUCGAUUACGACACUGACGACGGUUUUGAAGUUCUCAAAUUCCAAAUCUUUUCACUAACUUCAGUUCCCCCCGAUGAGCAAAAGAUACUGGCAAGGGAGAAUGAUAGUAUCGUAUCGGACGUUUCUGACCUCGUUGCCAUUUCUGAUAAACUCCGGUUGGUCUCUAUUAACGAUGAUGAGGCUAACAGAGCUGGGAUAUCGGCUGAUCAUAUUACCCAAAUGGAAAAAUCUGAUGAAGAAUUGGCUCGGUUGUUGCAGGCGGAAGAAGAAGCCCUUAUGUAUCAACAAUUUGCAGCAAGUGAACAUGGGGAAAAAAUGGAGCAGCGGAUUAGGCCAUACAUUGACCAAGUUCAGAUGUAUGAAGACCCUGCACGUCAGGAAGCAGCACGAAAGACAGUGCCUGUGGAGAAACUUGAGGAGAAAGCACUGGUAGCAUUAGCAAAGGAGGGUAACUUUGAACCCAAAAAGUCUGAACAGGAUCAUGCUUUCUUGCUACAGCUCCUAUUCUGGUUCAAACAAUCAUUCAGGUGGGUAAAUGCACCUAGUUGUGACUCUUGUGGAAAUGAGACAGAAAAUAAGGGUAUGGGUACUCCACUUCUUUCAGAAAUCCGUUAUGGUGCCUCACGUGUUGAAGUCUAUAGCUGCUUUGGCUGCUCAAGCAUUACUCGUUUCCCGCGGUACAAUGACCCAAUGAAGCUCCUUGAAACAAGGCAAGGGCGCUGUGGCGAAUGGGCCAAUUGCUUUACAUUGUACUGCCGAUCAUUUGGUUAUGAAUCUCGUCUUAUCCUGGAUUUCACAGAUCACGUUUGGACUGAAUGCUUCUCUCAUUCUCUGGGCAGAUGGAUGCAUCUUGAUCCAUGUGAGGCUAUCUAUGACCGCCCACUCUUAUAUGAAAAUGGCUGGAGUAAAAAAUUGAAUUACGUUAUUGCUCUUGCAAACGACGGAGUCUAUGAUGUCACCAGGCGCUACACAAGAAAGUGGAAUGAGGUUUCCUUGAGGAGAAAUCUUACCACUGAGCCUGCUUUGACUGCUCUUCUAUCUAGACUUAGACAAGAAUGCAGACAGAAAUUUUUGUCUAAGGUGGUUACUACUCUGGAAGAACGUGACCGGAAAGAAGCAGAAGCACUUGAGAAAGAUUUUCGUUCCACCGAUAUCUCCUCAAUAUCUUUACCUGGAAGGCAAAGUGGCGAUGAGAGUUGGCGCAUGUCAAGAUCAGAAUUUGGUUCCGACUCUUUGAGCUCAUCUCUUUGUCCAGUCCGUAGAUGCAUAGACGAGCAUGUGACAAGAAUCUAUGAUGCACUUUCCAUAGUCAUAUGCCAUUUUGUUGAGGCAUGUUACCCCAAGUCUAAAGCUAUUGAAGUUCUUAACAUUUUCAGGAAGGCUAUGAUCAAUCUCAAGAAUUCACCUUUUAAACAAAGGACAACUUCAAUAAAUUCUGGUGCUGAAAAAUAUUUUCUACAGAUGCUUCCAUAUUUUGGUAAAUUACUUGAUGCUCUUUCUCUUAAGAGUAGUACCUCUGAUCCUGAUGGAAGGAUUGAAAUAACGCUGGCCGGUGCCCCAGUUAAAACGUCCAUAGCAUUGCCAGUUUUUUUUCAUGCUGUUGAUGACGUGAUUCAAAAAAUCAGUAAUUGUAGCAGCUUCAGUGAAAAAGCAUCCCUUUCUUGGCCAAUGUUGAAGAGGAAUAGAAUAUGUUCAGGUUUAGUGCUUGCUAGUGGGGAGGAGCUCCCAUUUGGUAUUGCUACUUGUACAUUUGAUGGGACACGGAUGUCAAAAUGGGAGGAACCAAAUGGGGCAAAAGGUUGUUGGAUCACUUAUAAAGUAAAAGACAACAAGAAAUAUAAGCUGGUAGCAUAUGAGCUAAUGUCGGCCAAUGAUGCUCCUGAAAGAGAUCCAAUGGAUUGGAUUGUAGAAGGAAGCGACGAUGGAGGUUGCAGCUGGCAGAUAAUGGAUAAACAAGCUUCUCAGACUUUUGAGAAUCGCUUCCAGAGAAAAGCCUUUGAAAUUAAAAAAUCAGCUACAUUGCUUGCAAAUGCAUUCAGGUUCAGGUUUCUUGCUGUUGCAGAUUCAAAGUCAAAUCAGAGGUUCCAAAUUGGUAGCAUCGACCUAUUUGCAGAAGAGUGAAUGAAGUGCUUGGUUCCUUCGAUAUUUUAUAAUUUAUAUUAUAUUCUCCUUCCCAUAUGACUGACCUUCUCAUGUGCAUUGUUUGAUAAAUAGAUGUUGGCUGAUGUAUAUUAUUAUUGUCUUAUCAGAAGGCUUAUUUACUUUACUCUUGUGACAUAAACUCAGUAUUUGAGACUUCUGGUAAAUAAAUGAAAUUGUUUGGUAAGAUA
Molecule: messenger RNA, 2476 nt
Organism: Impatiens glandulifera
Lineage: Eukaryota; Viridiplantae; Streptophyta; Magnoliopsida; Ericales; Balsaminaceae
Product: peptide-N(4)-(N-acetyl-beta-glucosaminyl)asparagine amidase
Exons: 17
Coding region: 99-2267 (722 amino acids)
Biological process (GO): protein quality control for misfolded or incompletely synthesized proteins; protein deglycosylation; glycoprotein catabolic process
Cellular component (GO): nucleus; cytosol
Molecular function (GO): peptide-N4-(N-acetyl-beta-glucosaminyl)asparagine amidase activity
Source: RefSeq, a predicted model, not a curated record